This is a messenger RNA of Habropoda laboriosa, 1574 nucleotides long. Its product is annotated as SUN domain-containing protein 2-like. The record is from RefSeq and is a predicted model, not a curated record. Lineage: Eukaryota; Metazoa; Arthropoda; Insecta; Hymenoptera; Apidae. The coding region runs from base 87 to 1574 and encodes 495 amino acids. Gene Ontology annotation, cellular component: nucleus. The transcript is spliced from 5 exons.
AUCACGAAUAGUCAUGGCACAUCAGAAUAAAACAAACAACAAUUAAACAUACAAAUUCGAAUUAAUUUUACAUAAAUUUGUAAAGAAUGAUUGAAUCUGAUCAAAGUGAUAAGGAAUUACAAGAUGAAAUGCCACCUUUGGAAACUUCUAAUAGUUCUAUAGAAGCUGAUGCGUCUGGACAGAAAAGAUUGCGAGAAGAAACUUCUGAAGAUGAAAAGUUACUUUUACCUUCUAAAAGAACAUGUGUAUCUAUUGAUGAAACAACAUCUAAGGAACAUAAAACUGAAUAUAUCUCAGAAGUAAAUGGUACUGCUAAAAAUGUAAAAGAAAAUAAAAAGAAUGUAAAUCCUGAUAAUAAGAAUGACAAAAUUAAAGCAGCAUCAGAAGAAGAUACAAACGAAAUUGCAAAAGACAAUUUGCAAAACACAAAUGAUGAAGUACCCAUUAAUAAUGAUAUUAAAAUUAAGGAAGAAAAUGAAUCCGAUACUUCAAUAAACAUAAAACAGAAGGAAAACAAUUCUACGAAUGCUAGUAUAGAAGAUACAGCAAUAAAGGAAGAAAGUGAAGGAGAGGAAGAAAAUAAUAUUAAGAAAAAAAAAGAACAUAGAAAAUCACAAAUUGAGGAUGCUGAAGUUGUAGAAGGUUUAGAACUUUCAGUAGAGUGUGCCAGUGAUAAAGAGUCUUCAAGUACUUCUGAAAGUGAAGAUGAAAAAGAUAAAAAGCCCAAACCAAAAACUAUAAUUGUCAAAGCAAAGCCUAAUGAUUCAGAACUUGAUGUCAGUUCUUCUGAAGCAGAAAAGUCAGAUUCACAGGAUGCAUCUGAAGUCACGUCUAAGCAAGCUGCAAAGAAAGGGAAAAAAAGAGGAAGAACAUCUUUUAGUAAAACAAAAGGUACUGAUUCUGAAGAAAAUAGUGAUAGUGCUUCUGAUGAAGAUUAUAGUCCACGAACUAAGAGGAAACUUAAAAAAGCAAUAGCAAACAAAAAAUCUACAGAAUCAAAAAAAGGGCAUAGUAGGGCAAAGAAGGUAGUUAAAAAAUUAAUUGAAGAAAAAGAUGAGGAAGAUGAAAAUUCCAAUGUUGCAGAAGAUGUAAACACAGAAGAAAAUACAUCUGAUACAGAAUCAAUAAGAAGCAAGAGUGAAGAUGAAAGUGACAGUAAAGAUGGAAAGAAUAAGAGAAGUACAAAAUCCGAAGGUGAUAAAAAAAUACAAUCGUUAAAAAAAUAUAUUAGAAUGGCUGGAAUAUAUGUGAAAUCUUAUAAUGAUCUUUGGGCUGGUUGUAAAUCGAAUAUUGCAAAAGUAAAGUGCCUCAAAGAAUUAUUAGCAAAACAUGGAGUUAAUGGCAGGCCCACUAUAGAAAAAUGUAAAAAAGCUAGGAAAAGAAACGAAACGCUCAAAGAUAUUGCAGAAUUAAAUACAAGCAAUAUUAUAUCAGAAGGACGUGUUACACGUGCUCAAAGAAAUAAGGAUUCUAGUAAAGAAUCAGCAAAAAUACCAGAAACGCCUACGAAACUUCGUGAAACACGUUAUUCAUUUAAAAGAGUUUUAUGCGUUGUUGACAGUGAUUCCGAAUGA